AUGACAGCCCUUCUAGAAACACAGAUUGAUGGCCUAAAGUUGCUUGCUCGCGGCAAAGUCCGCGAUAUCUACGAAGUCGACGACAAAUCAUUGCUGUUUGUUGCCACAGACCGGUUAUCUGCCUUUGAUGUUAUCAUGAAAAAUGGCAUUCCAGGAAAGGGCAAGAUCUUGACUCAAAUGAGCGCAUUCUGGUUUGACUACUUGAAGGAUGUCGCUCCAAACCACGUUAUAACCUGGCAUGUCGAUGAGAUGCCAGAGUCUGUACGCAAAUACAAGGACCAGCUAGAAGGCCGCUCCAUGCUCGUCAAGAAACUCAAGAUUUUGCCUGUAGAGGCUAUUGUUCGUGGUUAUAUCGCUGGUUCCGGUUGGAUUGAAUACCAAAAGAAGGGAACUGUCUGUGACAUCCCAUUGCCUGCUGGAAUGAAGGAAUGUGACAUCAUGCCUACUCCUCUAUUCACUCCUAGUACAAAGGCUGAGCUUGGAGACCAUGAUGAAAACAUACAUCCUGACAAGCUUAAUGAUAUCAUUGGUGCCGACUAUGCCAAGAAGGUCGCCACUCUAGCUGUUGCUAUAUACUCAAAGGCUCGUGACUAUGCCAAAACCAAGGGCAUCAUUCUCGCUGAUACCAAGUUCGAAUUUGGUCUGGAUGAAAGCGGUACUGUUGUAUUGGCUGAUGAGGUAUUGACUCCAGAUUCAUCAAGGUAUUGGCCAGCAGACCAAUAUGAACCUGGCAAGUCUCAACCAAGCUUUGACAAGCAAUUCGUCCGUGACUACCUAAACUCGAUCAACUUUGACAAAUCAAAGGGAAUUGAAUUGCCUGACUCUGUGGUUCAAGGAACUCUGGUCAAGUAUUUGGAAGCCUACACUAUCUUGACUGAUGGUAAAGAAGCCGUAUUGUAA
This is a messenger RNA of Synchytrium microbalum, 900 nucleotides long. RefSeq names its product phosphoribosylaminoimidazolesuccinocarboxamide synthase (gene ADE1). Bases 1 to 900 code for a protein of 299 amino acids. Lineage: Eukaryota; Fungi; Chytridiomycota; Chytridiomycetes; Synchytriales; Synchytriaceae. Gene Ontology annotation, molecular function: phosphoribosylaminoimidazolesuccinocarboxamide synthase activity. Gene Ontology annotation, biological process: 'de novo' IMP biosynthetic process. Gene Ontology annotation, cellular component: cytoplasm. The transcript is spliced from 8 exons. The record is from RefSeq and is a predicted model, not a curated record.